Molecule: messenger RNA, 3503 nt
Organism: Sardina pilchardus (European sardine)
Lineage: Eukaryota; Metazoa; Chordata; Actinopteri; Clupeiformes; Clupeidae
Gene: trmt1
Product: tRNA methyltransferase 1
Exons: 16
Coding region: 1007-3019 (670 amino acids)
Biological process (GO): tRNA N2-guanine methylation
Cellular component (GO): nucleus
Molecular function (GO): tRNA (guanine(10)-N2)-methyltransferase activity; RNA binding; metal ion binding
Source: RefSeq, a predicted model, not a curated record
CCUAGGGGUCUGAGUGGUACGCGCACAGAAUGCCAAGUGCAGUCUGCGUCGAGGAACAACGAGAGUUCCUACUACUUUUUGGCUGUCGCUGCAUUGUUUAAGUGUCCCCCGUUCUUUCCCGAUUGCAAUUUCACCCUCCACGUUUGAUUGUAGAUCGUCCGACCCCAUUGUGCUAUAACUGCGAUGGCGUUUUUAAUUUACGAGCGCCCCCUCCAGAUUUUAUGGGGUCGAUUAAGGCUUUAUCGUCACCACUUCGCGUUGUCACCUUCUGAAGAAUAUUGGAUCCAGUUUUUAGAGAAUGGUGUUUUCUGUCUUGAAAACACACAGGUAAAAUUGUGAAUCAGUUGAUUGGCUAUAUUUUUGCUCUUAAUUAAGCACAAUUAGCCAGUAGGCUACUGACGCCACUAAUUGGACACCAUCAUUACGCACUGACUAAUUAUUAAAUUAAGCUGUUUUAGCCACCGUGCCAUAUGGAAUAUAUAUUUAUAUUAAAUUAAACUAUAUUCAUAUUAAAUGUAUUAAAAAAUCAGUAGUCUGAUUCGUAGCCCUAUAAUAUUAAUUUAAUGUAGGAUGUUUUAUAGGCCUGCAUGGCAUGUUCCCAAAUGCUGGCAACCUGCACUAAAUGGCGUUCAUUCAAAUUCUUCUAGAGGAUUCAACUCUGUAGGGUGAAUGACUCCUUGUCCUACGUACAUGUCCUUACAUUACACCACAUUGCUCUCCAUCUAUCAGCACUGCGCCGAGCGUGGGCGUCACGUCAUCAUGAGUUUCGCGUUUUGCCGUGCGGCUCGCUUGCCGUAGUUCAUGUCCACCUACACAUCCAUGUGGAGCUAAACGCUACAGUUACUUACCGUAAUAACACAGGUGGGACAUUGUAGGGAUUAAACAAAACCGCACGAAAAUUCCGAGUGUCAUUUGCACGUUAUACGUGUGUGUGUAAAGAUAACUGGAACAACAUCUUUGAUUAGCGGGUUCCUCCUGCGCAGGACAAGAGCUGGGGUUGCGUUGCAUGCUGCCAAAAGUCGCCCGGCUGCUGUGCGUAACCGCGGCGAGGGUUUCCCUUCAAGACUUAGGGAAAGUCUCCUUCAGGGGGCUGAGGACUAUGGAAGUUUUAAAAUCAUCUCAGGACAUCUCCAUCUCAGAUGAGACAGGGGCACCGGUGGAUAGAGUGACGACCACCUCUCCAGCCAAUGGCAAUCAAUCUGGCGCCACAGAGCCCGGUCUGUUGCCAGGGGAAACAGUGGUGAGGGAGGGCAAGGCAGCUAUUUUGUUUCCAAGUGCCAAUGAAGUUUUCUACAACCCCGUCCAGGAGUUUAACCGAGACUUGACGUGUGCGGUGAUCACUGAGUACGCCCGGGAGCGGCUGGCCGAGAAGGGAGUGCGGAUUGUAGUGCCGGGCGAGAAGGAACGCGUGGUGGUGUGCUUGUCCGAAGACAAACAGUCCUCCGAGAACCAUGAGUCGACAGAGCACGAGCAGCAGCAGCAGCAGCAGCUGGAGGACGAGACUGAGAACGAGAAGGGCGGCGACAAGCCAGGCGAGGAGGGCGUCAUCACGGCCUCUGUUGGACAACGCUGUGAGCAAGGCUUGCACGUGCUGGAGGGCUUGGCGGCGUCAGGCCUGCGGUCGGUGCGCUUCGCGCUGGAGGUUCCGGGCCUGCGGAGCGUCACGGCCAACGACUUCUCCGCCAAGGCGGCGGCGCUCAUCGCCCGCAACGCCGAGCACAACGGCGUGGCGCACCUGGUGCAGGCCAGCCAGAGGGACGCCAGCAUGGUGAUGUACGAAGCCAGGGGGAAGAACCAGCGCUUUGACGUCAUUGACCUGGACCCGUACGGGAGUCCCUCCCCGUUCCUGGAUGCUGCAGUGCAGGCGGUCGGUGAGGGAGGCCUGCUCUGCAUCACCUGCACAGACAUGGCCGUCAUGGCCGGCAACAGUGGAGAGACCUGUUACAGCAAAUACUCCUCAGUGUCCAUCAAGUCCAGGUUCUGUCACGAGAUGGCAUUGCGUAUCAUCCUGCACAGCCUGGACCAGCGGGCGAACGUGUACCAGCGCUACAUCGAGCCCCUCCUCAGCGUCAGCGUGGACUUCUACAUCCGCGUGUUCGUCAGGGUGCGCACGGGCCAAGCCAAGGUCAAGAACUCCGCCAGUAAGCAGGCCCUGGUGUAUAACUGUGUGGGAUGUGGCUCCUUCCACCUGCAGAGGAUGGGCAAGAGGAUGAGCCACGGCAAAAAUAUGAAGUACUCUGCAGCUACAGGCCCGCCUGUGGGACCCAACUGUGAACACUGUGGUCAGAGACAUCAGCUCGGAGGGCCCAUCUGGGCAGAACCGCUCCAUGAUGUAGAAUUUGUCCAGAAGGUUCUGUCAGCCGUGUCAGGAAACCCGUCCCGCUUCGGCACGUCCAAACGCAUCGAGGGCAUGCUCAGCAUGAUGACAGAGGAGCUCCCGGAUGUCCCCCUGUAUUACACGAUGGACCACCUCAGCAGCACGGUGCACUGCAACACUCCGGCCCUGCUGCAGUUCAGGUCGGCCCUCCUCCACGCCGGCCACCGGGUGUCCCUGUCUCACGCCUGCAAGAACGCGCUGAAGACGGACGCUCCGCCCGCCGUCCUCUGGGACAUCAUGCGCUGCUGGGAGAAGGCCAACCCAGUGAAACGGGAGAGGCUGUCCGAGACGAGCCCGGCAUUCCGCAUCCUGUCCACUGAGCCCACGCUGCAGGCGUGCUUUGAGGUGCGGGACGACGCCAAUCCGCAGUCUCGCCGGCGCCACCUGGUGCGCUUUCAGGAGAACCCACAAGCCAACUGGGGCCCCAAAGCACGCGCCAAAGCUGGUGGUGGGAUCUGCACGGAGCUGGAGGACAAGAGGAAGCAGUUCCAGGGCAAGAGGAAGAGCCAGAUCACAGACUUGUCCCAGCUCAAGAACGUCCCCUGCAAGAGGUUCAGGAAGGGCACAUGCACACAUGGAGAGAAAUGCUGUUAUUCUCACGAGCUGGAGUCGGCACCCGGUGAAGCUGAGAAGAUGGAGUGACAUAGUGGACUCUACACACACACACACACACACACACUUCAAACAUACACAUACACACACACACAAACACAACACACUCAUUUCACUCACACAUGCUCCUCCAAGACAGCAUGGCCUGUUUAUUGACUGCGUUUCCCAGAAUCCCUCACUCCGCGGGCAUCAGAUCAAACAAAAGCUGAGGCGUUGGCCCGCACUCGUCGUUAAUCAUUCAGCUUGCGUGUGUAUGCAGACCACCGACAGCACAGCACAGCGUCUCCACGGGACGUCGGUACGAGAGCGUAAGCGGCCAGGAAGAGGAACAGUCCAUCUCGGAUGCGUGUUGUGAAAUACAGACGGAGGAGUCUUCAUUUUGGAAUGAGGAAUGUGUCGUCGUUUGUACAGAAAGGGGAUCAUGAAGUUUGACUUUAGUUUCCUGUUUUCAUUUUAUUUUCUCUUGUUUUUAAUUCCUUUUAAAAUCUGCAAAUAAAAAUCCCCCGUACUCUUA